AUGUCCGCCGACAAGCCUCUCAGGUUCGCAGUGGGCGCGCGCGUGGAGUGCAACGUGGGCCAGUGGGAGUCCGGCACCGUCGUAGCUCACUGGUGGCAUGACCCCGGUUGGCCACAGUCGAAGAGGGUGCCUUAUCAGAUCAAGCUAGAUCACGGGCCGACCAUCUUCGCACCUCUGGACGAUGAUAGGUGCAUCAGGACUGUGAAAGGCUUGCUACAGGUCGGACAGAUCCCGGUAACCAUUUUGACUGGCUUCCUAGGCGCAGGCAAGACUACCCUGCUCAACUACAUCCUAACGGCCCAACACGGUAAGAAAUAUGCAAUUAUCGAAAACGAGUUCGGCGCGGUGGCCAUCGACAACCAGCUUCUGGACCAGGCAGUCGGAAAGCGUGACACAGUCGAGUCGAUCUCGGUGCUAGACAACGGGUGUCUUUGCUGCACAGUUCGAGACGACCUUGUGCAGGCCAUCAAGGACAUCGUAGACAAGGUAGAGCAGAGGUACGCAGAUGGCGUCAAGGACGCCCUGCUCGAUGGCAUCCUCAUUGAGACGACAGGUAUGGCCGAUCCAGGCCCUAUCAUCAAUACGUUUAGUAAGGACGAUGUGGUUAAGAAGUACUGCAAGAUUGAUGGCGUGAUCACUGUGGUAGACUGCAAGCAUUUCUUGACGCAGCUGAAUCGCGAGCGCAGUGAGGACUCGGUCAACGAGUCCGCGCAGCAGGUUGGAUUCGCGGACAAACUGUUGCUUAACAAGAUUGACGUCUGCAGCAGGGAGCUCAUCGACGAGACGAAGCAGACCAUCCGCGACAUCAACGCCUUCGUCCCCAUCCGGGAGUGCUGCCUGGGGACGGAUCCGGCAGCGGUGCCUUUGGGCGAGCUUCUGGCGAUCGACGCCUUCGACAGCGCCAAGCUCCUGACCGAGCAGACCACGACGGCCGAGGUGAACCUCGUGGCCUCCCUGGAAGAGGUGCCGCAGGCAGGCCACGACGCCGGCCGCGAGGAGGGGCACGGCGAGGGCCACGGCGACGCCCACGGCAGCGGCCACGGCGGCGGCCCUGAGGACGAGCACAGCGGCCACGGGGGCGGCCACGGUGGCGGCGGCCACGGCGGUGGGCACGGGCACGGCCACGGGCGCGGCAAGGGCCGCCACGACACGGACGUCGCCUCCAUGGUUUUGGAGAGGGCGGGAAGCGCCCUCAACAUGCACAAGUUCCAGAUCUUCCUCGGCUCGAUCCUGGAGCAGCGAAGCGUGGACCUGUACCGCUACAAGGGGGUGCUCGCGGUAGAGCAGGACGGCGGGCCUGCCCUCUACAUCCUGCAGGGGGUGCACGACAUGCCAGAGCUGACCUACAGCCGGGGAGUGGCCUGCCGGGAAGCCCAUCAAGACGCAGCUGGUCAUCACGCAGGGGGACAUCUGGACAAGGAUCGCUACAGGAAGGACUUCGACGGCUGCUUCGACUGA
Prorocentrum cordatum is the source of this 1458-nucleotide messenger RNA. The record is from the annotation of a GenBank genome assembly. NCBI's taxonomy places the organism in Eukaryota, Dinophyceae, Prorocentrales, Prorocentraceae.